AUCUAAUAAAAUUUCUCGCAACAGAACACGUGCCUUUUAGUUCUUCGAUUUACCGUGAAAGACGAUGGCACAGUUGUCGCUGCAGUGCCAUGUACUUUACCUGUAACUGUACAUACAUACAUACGUAUGUACCAAUGUGCAUUGCAAGGAAGUUUAUUUUGUUAUUUCUUAGCAAUUAAAAGAUAAUAUUCCAUGUAAUUUUAUCAUUAAACAUGAUGACUUCACGGUUGUAUACACUUUUACACUUAAAACCCUGCAAUGUCGUUGAAAUCAGAAAUUUCAUUUUUCAAAACGUUUCUAAAAGUUCUAAACUUUUUUAUUGCUUUUCAACUGAUGCAAUUAAGGAUAAAGUAACAGAUAUUAAUGAUAAAGAAGCUUACUUAUCAAAGAAUAUUAAGCCUGAUAAUAUAGGUUACACUGAGAAACUAACAAAUAAUGCAUUUACAAAAAGAAAUGAAGAUAUCGAAAACAAUAGUAGUGCGACAAAAGUACAUAAUGAAUUGCAGCAGUUAUGUGGUACUGAAUCUUUAGCAAGAAAUAUCUACAAAGCAAAUGAUACUUUGGAAGAUAUAGAUGAAGAACUACCAGGACCAUUUGAUCAUUGCAAUAAAGACCUGUCUGAUAUUGGACCUAAUAUAACAGCAACUUAUAAUUUUGCAAAAUUUGCAAACCACUCACAUACAAUUCAACAGUUAGUUAAAUUAGGAGUUGAAUUAUAUAAAUUAGAAGCAAACAAAGAAGUACUAGAAAUGUUUCUGAAACUCGACUUUGAAAGAGAUAUGAAACCAUACAUACAAUUUUUAUCUGAUUGUGGUGUAAAAUCAGAAAAUCUGGGAUUCUUCAUCAACAGAUAUCCUAUGGUUUUUAAAGAAAACUUGGAUGAUCUGCAUACAAGAAUAAGGUAUUUGAGAGCUCGUAACUUUAACAUACAAAUGAUACAAAGAAUAGUAAACAUACAUCCUUCGUGGUUGGCUUUCAAGACACAAGAGAUAGAUAGUAGAUUAGGCUAUUUUCAAAAUAAUUUUAAAAUGAAUGGUUCUCAAACAAGAAAUUUAGCAGUAAAAUGUCCAAAGCUUAUAACAUAUGAUAUGAAACGCAUAAGAAAGAGUACCUUUGCUAUAAAAGAGGAAAUGGGUUUUAAUGUGCCAGAAAUACAUCUUAUUUUGCUUAAGGCACCACGAGUCUUGAUUCGAGCCAGGACUAAUGUGGUCCAAACUUUUGAUUACCUCCAUAAUUAUAUGGAAUUGUCACAUACUAUCAUAAGCCAGGAAGCAAAGGCUUUAUUGUGUAGAAAAAGCAGGCUUGAAAGAAGACAUAGAUUUUUAGUAGAAUUAAAAAGAAACCAAUAUGAUCCUACAAAACCAUUGUAUGUGUCACUAUUAAAUUUAGUCAAAGGUAGUGAUAGUGAGUUUUGUGAAAAAGUUGCAAAAGCAUCUAUUCAAACUUACAAUGAUUUUCUAAAGACUUUUUAAUGUAUAAAAUAAACAUAAUUAUACCAUAAUAAAUAUUUGUAUUUUUUCA
Messenger RNA from Bombus terrestris (buff-tailed bumblebee), 1521 nucleotides. It is a transcript of the gene mTerf3, whose product is annotated as transcription termination factor 3, mitochondrial. The coding region runs from base 213 to 1472 and encodes 419 amino acids. Gene Ontology annotation, cellular component: mitochondrion. Gene Ontology annotation, molecular function: double-stranded DNA binding. Lineage: Eukaryota; Metazoa; Arthropoda; Insecta; Hymenoptera; Apidae. The transcript has 2 exons. Gene Ontology annotation, biological process: regulation of DNA-templated transcription; mitochondrial ribosome assembly. The record is from RefSeq and is a predicted model, not a curated record.